CAUCUCGUACUGAAGCGGCGGCGGCGGCGGCGGCAGGGCGGCGGGUCUGAUCCGCGGGCAGCACGGAGCGCUUUACCCGCAGAUCUACAGCAGCGGCGGCGGCGGAUAUACAGGUUUGUGUCUGAAAGAUAAAGGAGCUUCUUCACCCUACAGCUAUCGGACAGAAGACUCCCAGUGAUGGAAGGCCAGUGAUUGGGUGUUUCUUUCUAUGGCUCAGAGGAAGAGGUCAGGGGCCAGCAGCACCAGCAGCAUGGCCUCGGCGGAGCUCCACGCUCCCUACCCCAGCGCCCCUGCAGAGCGCCCCCCGGAGGAGUACGAGGAGCAUCCUGUGGACUCUGAAGCAUCUGCUGUUCCCUACUGUGACCAAGAGGAGGAGCAUCUACCCAACAGCCGCCCUGCCACUCCCACCACUCCUGACCACGGGCGCUCUGACUACCGCGGCCGUGUGGACAGCCUGGACGGGGACUCCAGCUCGGACUACGUCAACAACACAUCGGAUGAAGAGGAAGACUAUGAUGAAGGACUGCCGGAGGAGGACGAGGGGGUGACGUACUAUAUUCGCUAUUGCCCCGAGGAUGACAGCUACCUGGAGGGCGUGGACUGUAAUGAGGAGACCGACUACGAGGCGGUCCGAGCCCCACCACCGCCGGACACGGACGAGUGCCAGGAAGCGGUGGAGGAGGAUGAGGAGGAGUGGGCCAGGGGGGAUGGCGAGGGGGACAUGGAAGGUGGGGAGGUGCGCUGUGAAAUUCUGGAGGAGCAGGACUCGGACCAGCAGAUUUACGACGGCAGGCCAGAACCCGUCCUGGACCACCAAAACCUGCACCAUCACCACCAUCACCACCACCAUCAUCCAGAAGCUCACCAGGACCACGCCCUACCUGCGGGCAGGAACCAGGAGGAGGAAGAAGACGGGGAGGAAAGCGAGGAUUACUGUCCCAAUGAAGAGGAAGAACCAGAGGAGGAGGAUCAGAACCGUGAGACAUACACAGGAGACUACUACGCCCCAGAGGACAAUGGGAACUCGUACAGGGGCCACAAGGGCAUAGAGGGCGAGACGGGCGAGGAGACGGAGGAGGAUAUCGAUCAGAUUGUGGCUGAGAUUAAAAUGAGCAUGAGCAUGGGCAGCCUCAGCAGCGGGACAGACCAAAGCCCGGAGGAGCUGGGACCCGAGACGGCCGCCAGCCGCUACCAGCCUGAAGCUCUGCCCAAACCCGAACCCGCUCCCACCCCGUACCCUCCACAACCCCACCGCCACGACGGCAGACCCAAAUCCCUCAAUAUCCCCUCCGCCGGGCACAACCCGCAGCCUCAGAGGGGCGUGAAGGGGCGGUCCCGCACACCAGAGGAAAGGAGGAGGUGGACACAGGAGCAGGUCAGAGAACAGGUGUGUAACGGUGCAGAACAGCCGAGGAAGCAGCAGCGCUCGGAUCUGAACGGCCCACUGGAGAACAACAACGUCCCAGAGUCCUCAAAGAAGACAGCGUCGUUCCCCAGCUUUGUGGACGUGCCGGGUCCCUGUGAGCCUGAAGAUCUUAUUGAUGGGAUCAUUUUCGCUGCUAACUAUCUGGGCUCCACCCAGCUGCUGUCUGAGAGGAACCCGUCCAAAAACAUCCGCAUGAUGCAGGCGCAGGAGGCCGUCAGCCGAGUCAAGCGAGUUCAGAAGGCAGCCAAAAUCAAGAAAAAGGCGAGUCCUGAUGGAGACGCCCAGACGCUGACCGAAGUUGACCUCUUCAUCUCCACCCAGCGGAUUAAAGUCCUCAACGCAGACACACAGGAGACGAUGAUGGAUAACGCCCUGCGCACCAUCUCCUACAUCGCUGACAUCGGGAACAUCGUGGUGCUGAUGGCCCGGAGGCGCAUGCCCCGCUCGGCCUCGCAGGACUGCAUCGAGACCACCCCCGGAGCCCCCGAGGCCAAGAAACAGUACAAGAUGAUCUGCCACGUCUUCGAGUCUGAGGAUGCUCAGCUCAUAGCCCAGUCCAUCGGCCAGGCCUUCAGCGUGGCCUACCAGGAGUUCCUCCGAGCCAACGGCAUCAACCCAGAGGACCUGAGUCAGAAAGAGUACAGCGACAUCAUCAACACGCAGGAGAUGUACAACGACGACCUCAUCCACUUCUCCAACUCCGAGAACUGCAAAGAGCUGCAUCUGGAGAAGCAGAAGGGGGAGAUUCUGGGUGUGGUGAUAGUGGAGUCUGGCUGGGGGUCAAUCCUGCCCACAGUGAUUCUGGCCAACAUGAUGAACGGAGGGCCGGCCGCCCGCUCGGGGAAGCUGAGCAUCGGUGACCAGAUAAUGUCCAUCAACAACACCAGCCUGGUGGGCCUUCCACUCGCCACCUGUCAGGGAAUCAUCAAGGGUCUGAAGAACCAGGUGCAGGUGAAGCUGAACAUCGUGAGCUGCCCUCCUGUGACCACAGUCCUCAUCAAGAGGCCGGACCUCAAGUACCAGCUGGGCUUCAGCGUGCAGAACGGCAUCAUCUGCAGUCUGAUGCGAGGUGGAAUAGCUGAGCGGGGAGGAGUGCGGGUCGGUCAUCGCAUCAUUGAGAUAAACGGACAGAGCGUGGUCGCCACAGCCCACGAAAAGAUCGUCCAGGCCCUGUCCAACUCUGUAGGGGAGAUCCAUAUGAAGACAAUGCCAGCGGCGAUGUUUAGGCUCCUAACUGGGCAGGAGACCCCCAUGUAUAUAUGACUGAACUGAGUCUCUGAGACUGGUGAGGAGCCAGUGUGUACUAAAGACUUGUGGAGGAGGAAGACGGCGUGUCUGUGUGGUCUGAGGAUAUCUGUCUCUCGUCAUGCUCCAGAACCUUCGCUCUCUCCUUUCGCUUCACAGAAGAUAACCCGUCACUCUCGGUUCCCCCUAACCCGUUCUUUUACACUCGCCGGUUCCUCUGCUGAAGAGCCGGUGGGUCUGGUCUGUGCCGUGUGUGUGUGUGUGUGUUCCUGCAGUAAGAGUCGCUCUGAUGGUCUGAUUGUGAAAGCUUGAGACGAUGUAUCCUGUUUUUUUUUUUCCUAUAUGCAAAUAAGGAAGGGAAGCUCCUGUAUAUUGAUUUUUGCGCUCCCCUCGUCGUGUUAUUUAUUUUCUAUUAACGAUACCGUGUCUUGCUCCUGUGUGUGGACUCCUGUGUGUGGAAACGUUUGUGCUGUAUAUAUAUAUACAUAUUUACUCAUUCUGAUACAGGAUAGGAAUUGAAAAGCCAGGGUGAGAAGUCCACCCAUGUAACGCCCAAAAAUAGCAGGACUGGAGGCUGAAUCAGAACCGGGAAGAGAGAGAGAAGUUGUUCCAAUAUAUAUAUAAAAAAAAACUGACCUGGCUACACAUCAACACUUUUAAAAUAAUUUAAAAUUUAACAUCUUGCCAGCGUUCCUUUAUAAAUUGCUAAGCUAAUUGGAAGAAGAUUAAUCAAAUAAUCAGUUUAAUCUAACACUGAAUUACUGCAUUGCCAUUCUUUGUCACACUUUCUACAGCACAGAAAAUGGCAAAUUGCUCUUAUAGCCUACAACACUGUGGCCAGACAAACAACCACAUAUCUGAUAUAACUGACUAACCAAGGGAAGGUAUCCCUAGUGGACAAGACUUGGAGGGACACACUCAUAAUGCAAAUAAAUGAUGCCAGGAGCCAAUUGGAAAAUUACAUUUUGUGUAAUGUAAUAAGAAAUGUUAGAUGUUACCAUAUUGUUUAAGUAUGUCUCAGGUGUUUAGUUCAGGUGAUAUUAAUCUUUCGGCAUGUAAAUCAACUCUCAACUGUUUAAAUCUUUAAAAAAAUAAAAACUCUUUAAAAGGAAAACCCUCCAGUUUUUGCUGUUUAUACAGCUUAACUCAAAUGAACAUUGCAGUUUCUGAGCUGCAAAUUCCACUAUUGUACUGAUCUAAUAGACUAAUAGACCUCACUUACUAAUUCAGCAAGUCUAACCGCUGGGUGGUGAGACCUGUAAGCUAAGCUAAGUAAACAAAACAGUAAACAAAACAAUUUUUUUAAAGACAUAUCAGACAAGUCAAAUAAGCAUUGGAUGUUAAUCUACACAGAUUUCUGAAAACUGUUUAUUUGGGUGAGUAAAGCACUUCCGCUUAUUUACAGUUAGCUUAGAUUUCCAGAUUUCCACUAAAGCUGGAGCAUUAGCAUUAGCGGCUAACCGCUAGCAGUUAGCGACUAAUGCCCCCGACAGCACUACCCUGAGUGUUUUUCGUUAAGCCAGGGAGAUAUUAGCUAGCGGUUCGUCCUACGUAGCUGGUUUUAACACAGUAAUCACGCAGACUACAGUCCAAUAUAUAUACUUACCCCUGAAUAGUGAAAGAGCUAACGCUUAGCGUGGUUAGCAGCUAAUGCUAAUACUGCUGGAGAACUAAACUGAAACACUCACUGUAUAAUGCUGUACUUUAGCAGAGUGGCUUUACUGCUCCUUAAUAUCUGACUGGUAAAAUUCAUACAAAUAAAGUGCUCUGACAAUUUUCGGGAAAAUUAAAGGAAUGGGCAUUAUAGUGUGAAAAAUAUGGUUAUAUAUUUUCUCUAAGGAAGGUUUUAAAGGAAUUUACUUCUUGUUUCAAUUCACCAUCACUGAAAAUAUACUAAAUUAGCACAAAACGAUCUGAACAAUACGGAUCUCAAACAUUUAUUUAUGCAGAAUCUAUACAAAAAAGUUUAAAAAAGUGUAUGUCAUGUCAAAACUUGUUUUUUUUUUAAUUUUGGAACAACUUAAAACUUUCCCCACAGUGAAUGUUGACUUCACUCAACAUCGAGGGCUAUAUUUUACCAUCUGUACCAUCUGUAUAUACUCGUUUAACUUCACAUAGUGUAGCAUCAGCAGCAGGAAAUAGGAUUUUUUCAUUAUUCCUGCUGAGAUGAAUGUCUCCUGCUUCCCAGUCUUCAGUUUAUUAAACAUACCACCAGCCUUUACUUGAAUUCAGCUGAAAACAGGCCUCCUGCACCUAAUACCCAGCAGGAGGCGCCGACUCCAUCCGCAGUAACUCAUCUCAAUAAGCAAAUAAUAAAUCACACUGUUAAACAGGGCGAAUGCUACAACUAAUCUCAAUCUUUGUGUGGAAAAUAACAAUAAAUAACAUAAACAUAAAUAACAGCUUUUCUACAUCUUCACCACAAUACACUCCUCCAGCACUCCUCCGGGAACUCCUUACAGCAGUUUUACAGCCCAGAAUCGACUUACCCUGAACUUUUUAAGCACAGAUGACUUGCAGAGUCAGAACUGUCCACAGUGGUGGUCUAUAAACAGCGACACAGACGUCAAUUCUACAUCAGAAAGAUGUUGGAAUAUUAUAUCGGACAGUUAAGUUGAAAAUGAAAAUGCUGAAAUCAAGACUCAACAUUUAACAGACAUUGAUUUUUUGUGGGUAAUCAAGGUGGAAUGUUUGUGAAACAUCACCACAGGGCUGACAGCAAACUUCAAUGUUAGACAGAUGUUGUUAUUAUUGGUUGUUAUUAUUGUGGUUGGGAAUUCAUAUCAGGUUGAAGUAAAUCCAGCCUUUUGUAGACAGUGCAUUGGCUUGGUAAGUCACAUAUUCAUUGAAUACCAACAUUUGGUUGACAGCAAACUCCAACGUUUAGACAGAUGUUGAGUUUUGGUUGGUAACCAAAGUCACAAAUCUGUCAAAACCCAACAUUAGACAGCCGCUGAAUUUUGAUUGGCAAUCCAAGUCACAUAUUCAGCAAAACCCACCAUUGGGAUAACAACAAGCUACACCAUUAGACAGACUUUGAAUUCUGGUUGUUAGUUUAAGUCACAUAUCAGUCAGAAACCAACAUUAGGUUGACAUUAAGCAUCAACACUGAACAGGCUGUACAUUUUGGUUGGUAAUCCAAGUAAGUUACCUGUUACAAAAACAUUGGCUUGAACAUUAGACAGACAAGCUUGAACGUCAGACGGAUGUUAAAUUUUGGCUGGCAAUAAAAUUAUUGGUAGUAACACUUAUUAUUUUAAAUAACAAGUUUACAUCAAGCACCAGCAUUAGACAGACAUUGAAUGUUGGUUGGAAAUUAAAAUCGAGUUGAUGUCAAAACCCAUCAUUGUGUAGAUAUUGAACUUUGGUUGGUGAUUAAAGUCACAUAUGCAUCAAAAAACAACAAGUUUGUCAAGAGUUAACAUCAAGUAUCAAUGUUAGACAGAUGUUAAGUUUUGGUCAAUAUUACAAAGCACAUGUCCAUCAGAUACCACUAUUCGAUUGACAUCAAACUUCACCAUUGUACAGACAUUGUAUUUUUCUUUUACAAAAUCCAUCAAAAACCAACAUUGAGUUGAUAUCAAUCUCCAACAUUAGACAGACAUUCCCAUUUUGGUUGGGAAUGAAACAACAGUGGGUUGACAUCAAGAUCCAAUAUUGGACAGAUGGUGAAUUGGAGUUAAUUGGAGAACGUUAGAAUGUCAUGUUGUGCUGAUGUUAACAAAAUGUUUGAGUAUGGUAUGUUUAGCAGAUGUUGGGUUUUGGUGUUUUAUGUUAAUGUGACUGAAUUUGAAUGAUGUUGGACUUUAAAAGUUAAACCAAACAAACUUUCUGCUCCAACAUUAGACAGACGUUGGAUUUGGGUUAUAUAAAAUACCAUGAUGUACUUAAAACCAACUACAUAUCAACAUUUUAACAACGUUACAAUUUCAAGCAGACGUUGGGUUUUGGCUGUAUAUCCAACUGUGUUGGCAUUUAACUUUGUCCUAAAAUUUUUUUUUGGUCUCCUAAAAUCUUAAUCCAGGGGUGUCCAAACUUUUUUUUGUUGGGGGUCAGAAGGAGAAAUAUAUUUGAAGUCACGGGCCACAGACUCUGUAAUAAAACAAAUAAUGAAAUAUACCACUUUAAAUAAUACAUUUUCCUGAUUAUUUCAUUUACACACCAUUUUACUUGACUUACUAUCUUUAUCUCUGACAGUGUUGUGUAAACUAAGAUUUUUCAAAUUGAUGUUUAAUUUCAUGAUGUCUCUUAAUAUUAAACUCCUUAAUUACGGCAACUUUUAGACUCUUUGGCCCGUUUUUCUGCGCUAAGACUGUGCACUCUCUCCGCUUUUAGACUCUUUGGUCCGUUUCUGACACCUAGCGUUCAAACUUUGAAUCUCACAUUAUAAAAACCUGCUUAACAGCGGGCCAACUUUCAUUCUAUUUCUAAAAUGCCAAAAAAGGAAACGGGCCGCAAAUGGCCCGCGGGUCGUAGUUUGGACACCCCUGUCUCAAUCUAAAUUGAAACAGAUAAUAACAUUUACUGAACGUUGGGGUUCAGCUGGGAUGGAACCACACUUUUAAAGAAUGACGCUUUUUAGAACUGAUGUACAUACAGUAUGAAGCAACAAGCAGCUGAAGGGAAUGUGUUUUUGCUUUAAUUUUUUUUGUAAUGUAAAUUUAUCAGAGGAUGGACUCUUUGUCAUUUAGUGGGCAUUAACUCCAAUUAAGCCAAUCAUUUUACGAUAUUAUGGGUUUUUUUUAACAUGGGAGUGUGCAGAUUUUUGUAAUCGACUACAUGUGAACUACAAUUACUGGGUUCAACCUUUCACAUCAUAAUAAUAAUAACAGUAAUCAGUUAGACUUACGGUUACACACUGUAAAUGACUUUUGUUUUAAAGGCAUACAUGUUGUAUGAGAUUUGAGAGUUUAUUUUUUAAUGUGCUACGUUCAUUUUUGUGUGUGUGCGUGCGUGCGUGCGGGUGUGUGUAUGUGUGUGUGCGCUCAACUGAAAGUCAUUGGAGUCACUUGUGAAUGUAAAUGUGCUGUUAAUAGUGUGUCCAUUACCUAAUGCGCAGUAUUAGAAUGUCUGUACAUAAACCUUGCGGAUCUUGUUUAGUAUUGUGCUCAUGUAGAAAGCCACUGACUCCAGCACCCCCCACCCCGUCCCAGCCCUUUUGUGUCGUCGGGCUUCGGGCCCUGAGGAAAAUACGUUCACACUGUGACCAAAGGCCUUACCGCUGGGUAAGAGAGCUUUUGAAACUGUAAUAAAAGGUGAAACGAGAAAAGCCAACAAAUCACCACGAUAAUUACCUGUCUGCAUGCAGCCUACAAUGUCAUUAUGGCGACCAAAAAAACAAUAAAGUGUAACAUUACCCCUGCCA
Molecule: messenger RNA, 8036 nt
Organism: Astyanax mexicanus (Mexican tetra)
Lineage: Eukaryota; Metazoa; Chordata; Actinopteri; Characiformes; Acestrorhamphidae
Gene: apba2b
Product: amyloid beta (A4) precursor protein-binding, family A, member 2b
Exons: 14
Coding region: 209-2689 (826 amino acids)
Biological process (GO): chemical synaptic transmission
Cellular component (GO): cytoplasm; plasma membrane; dendritic spine
Molecular function (GO): amyloid-beta binding; protein binding
Source: RefSeq, a predicted model, not a curated record